AUGUCUAAUAAAAACGUGUUUGUGGACAUGGACUGGGACGCUUUGGAAUCAACUUUUGCAGUGUCUCAAUAUCCAAAUUUCAUUCAGCCAAAUCGUAUCCGAUUAAAAGAUUAUAUUAAAGAGAUUUAUGUCCCAGAAUUUUCCGCAGAAUGGAAAAGAAACAUAUUGGACUUGAUACCUCGUGCGGACAGACGAAAACAUUCUUCUUUCAUAAACACAGUAUUGGAUGAAGUUAAAGAUAUGUACAUUAAAAAUAUGAAAGCCUUUGUAUUGAAAUCCAUUCUGUCCUGCAAAAUGUACAGGAGGGAACACGUUACAUGCGAGGAGUGCAACGUUUCUGCUGGCUCGGAGCGAAACGUCGUUCAGGAAAAUAAAAUUCAAGAUCACGCAAUAUUUUUACAACAUCGUAAUCUGUUUGCCAAGAGAUACUUUCUCUCAUAUCCGAUAAUCAGACACAUUAUGAAUACCGCGUAUCGUGUUCUACCCGUGUUAAUUUGUGACUUCAGACGUUACCACGAACUCGGAAUAUUGACACUGUCUUGUUUUCAAGACAUGAUCCUUGAGGAUAUUAAGAGAGGCUCUUUAGCGAUCACCAAUAAAUUUUAUACCGAGACAUUUAGAGCUGUACAGAAGUCGAAACUAUUAAGAAGCGUCUCUGCGAAACGCCGAUCGCAAUUUAUGCGGUGUCUGACGAACGUCUUCGUCCAGCAGAUUCUCAGUGUAAUGAUGAAAUCGAUCGAUCACGUAACAGACACUAUGAAGGACGGACGUUUCUGUCCUCAAAUCGAAUUUCAGCUGGUGUGCGAAAGUGACCAGCUUGUAACGAAGCCGAAUGUAGAGGAGGUCUUCUCGACGUAUCACAAUAUCAUCCGACACAUUGAAGGUAUCGCGCAAGAUCUGCUGCCGUUGGAUGAAUGGUUGAACGUCAGAGCGAGGGAGCGGUACAUAAAGAUAGCGCUUCCCGACUGGUUCGUCGAGAAGUCUCACCAAAAUUUACAGGAGAUACUAGACGCUCUGUUUCAACCGAUGAACGAGCACAUAGCGCUCAUCUUCAUGGAAUUCAGCGGUAUAUGCGCGUCGAGCGCCAAGAAUCGGAUAUUAUCUCUGACCGCUGAACGUCCGAAUUUCGACGCUUACUUCGAGCAAAUCUACACGUACAGCGAGUACUUAAGCAAGACGAACUCUAUGCUCUCCAAUUUGUAUUACAACGUGGGAAAAUUGGAGCAGAGCAGCGCUAAGGAAUCCCUGAGGCAGAUCUGCUGCAACGUCAUAAAUAUUCUCACGACGGAGCUGGUGAAGUAUCAUCAAGACUUCAAUCGUUCGAUCUGUGCGGACUUUGAAGAUCUGAAAUCUGCGGCGCUGGACAUUCCGAGGGAUGCGAAUUCCUUGAUACAGUUGAGCGAACGUAUGUCGCGAGCUUCGAAGGUGCUGAUAAAGGAGCAGGAACAGAAGAUACGAGAAUCGGUCUACAUGCUGAGCAAAUUGUUAGAGAUUACUAUACUAACCGACGAGCAUAUCGAUCUAAACAAGACCACCAUCAAUUGGCUGCACGACAUUCAACCGGUGUUUGCGCAAAACAACACGUUGUGCGAGGCUAUGAAGAGCGAGCUGGAGGAGGACCUUCAACGGCGAAUAAACGCGUUGAAUUCAGAGGUUGACGCGAUGUUCCCGCAGCUCGUCAUCCUGGACGACAUGGACGACGUGAGCAAGGUCGGAGAAUACGCGGAGUAUUACGAGGAGCUGAUCAAGAGGUACAAACGUAUGGACGACGAGAUGCAAGUCAUUAAUUCGGAGGAGAGACUCUUUAAGUUUCCCGAGACGGAGUUUCCGAAAAUAAUCGAGCUGAAGGAAACGAUCGUGCCGUUUUACAAGCUCAUAUGUACCAUUCAUCAAUGGCGAAGGGACAAUUCCGUAUGGCUGAACGGUCCUUUCGAAUGCCUGGACGCCACUGUUAUCGAGAAGAAGACCGUGAAUUACCUCGACGAGAUCACGGAUAUGAACAAGACGAUGAAGUCGCGCAUCAAGAUGGACGCGACGGCGAACAAGUCAUACAAGUUUUCCGGCAUCGCCGACGAUCCUGACCCGAUGCAGCAACCCGCGCCGCUGAAAUUGUGUUGGCAGACCCUCAAUAACAUUAACGAGUUUAAAGUUUACGUGCCGCUCGCGGUCUGCAUGUGCAAUCCGGCUUUGAAUGCGCGCCAUUGGAAGGAGAUGUCCGCGAUAUGCAAUUUCGAUCUCACGCCGAAUGCAGGAACGACCUUGAAGAAAAUGAUCAAUAUGAACCUGAUGGACAACAUCGAGAAAUACAAGGCCAUAAGCUUGGGCGCCAACAAGGAGCUUCGUCUUCAGCAGGAAUUGGCCGAGAUGCUUAAACAGUGGGAGCCGAUAUCGUUCGAGAUGUCGACCGAUGCAGAAUCCGGUAUGGUAUCUUUUAAGCACGCGAAUGACAUCGAGAUUCUUCUUAGCGAACAUCUCAUCAAAAUCGGGGAGAUGCGAGCGUCGCAUUUCGUGAAGCCAAUAUUAUCAGACUUAAUGGACUUUCUCGCUGUCCUCGCAAGGAUCCAAGAAACUCUUGAUCAGUGGACGCGAGUGCAAUAUCGCAAACUCUAUCUAGAGCCAAUAUUUUCUUAUCCGGGAAUAGAAAUACAUUUAAGUCAAGAAACUUCAUUAUAUUUAGAAGCGACGAAUACUUUGUUAGAUAUUAAUAACAGAUUCCGGGAGAAUCCAAAGUUUCAUGAAAUUAAGAAAUCGUCAGAUUUGCUGCAAAUUUUAAAUAAAGCUAAUGAGAAAUUGGAGAAAGCGAGCAAAGGUGUAAAAGAUUACUUAGAUAUUAAAAGACUGUCGUUUACGAGAUUCUUCUUUCUCGAGGAUUCAGAAGUUCAGAAAAUACUGUUCGAAUCGAUUGACACAGGGAAACAGCAUACGCUCAUGAAGAAAUGUUUCGCCGGCGUGGAACGAUUGAAAUUUAAUAAAUCUAACUGUAUUCGAGGCAUCAUCGGGCAUUACGGGGAGAUACUGUAUCUAAGUAAUAACAUUUCCUUAUCCACUGACACUGGAUGCGAAGAGCAAUGGUUAAUUCAGCUUGAAAAAGACAUGAAAGACGCAGUUCACAAAAAUAUUCUGCAAUAUCAUUCUUCGACCGAUGAAAAUUCGGCAUUUGUCCCCAUUGAUAAUUUUCCAAGCAUGGCGAUCGUUUGUAGCUUGCAACUUUAUUGGACCUGCUCGGUGGAAAAGUGUCUUACGCCAUUAAAUGUCACGAUGUUAAACUCUUUACUCACGACGUAUACAAACGGGAUAAUUUCAAUAACUAAUGAAUUAAAAAAUGAGUUAACGCGAAGGCGUAGAAAUCUGUUGACGUCAUUGAUCGGGAUCACGUUGACUCAUAAAGAAAUCAUAAGGUUGCUGCUGGAUAGAAAUAUUGUUAAACAGACAGAUUUUGAGUGGAUUGCGCAGUUGAGAUAUUAUUGCAACGACAAAAUUGUCGAAGUAUCAGUAUUCAAUACAACAGUUAAAUACGGAUACGAAUAUAGCUACUAUCAGCAAAACAUUGUUAACACUCCUCUAACUGACAGAUGCUUUCGUACUGUGUUACAGGCUUACCGUUAUCAUUUGUACAGCAGUGUUGUAGGUCCAACAGGUACCGGGAAAACGGAAACGAUCAAAAGCCUGACGAGAGCUAUCGCGAAGCCGUGUUACGUCGUCAAUUGCAGCAGUAGCACCUCUUACGAUUGCGUGAUACGGACGUUUAAGGGAGUGAUCGCUUGCGGAGCGUGGAUUUGCCUGGAGAACUUCGACAGAUUAAGACUAGAAUUGCUGUCGGCCAUUGCUCAGAAUCUCACGCAGAUGAAACAAGCGAUAUCGUCGAAUUCGAAGAUCGUAAGCUUCGAAGGUUGCAACUUGAACUUAAACGUCUCCGGUAACGUAUGCGUUAACAUCAAUUCGGAGCGAUCGGGAUACGCUGAUCUGCCGGAUAAUCUGAAGGUUCUCUUUCGUUCCGUGUCAUUGAUGGCGCCGGACAUCGACAAGAUUGCUGAGGUGGAACUCUUCGCUGGAGGAUUCCUCCACGCGAAAAAUCUGGCGAUGAAGCUGACUGUCAGUUAUAGAUUGCUAUCCGAACAUUUGGGUGAGAAGCACCAUUACGACUUUGGUACGUCGUCGGUGAAGACUGUCAUCGCGACUGCAAUUAAUACGAAGCGAAAUAUCUCGGACGAAGACGAAUACACCCUGCUGUUGCGUUCGAUGAUACACAUAAAUAUCCCGCAGCUGUGUAACACCGACAUACCGAUCUUCCAGAGCAUCAUGCACGACGUCUUUCCCGAGUCCGUCGUGCUUCCUUUCGAUUGUUCGGCGAUAUUGACCGCUCUGGAAAGCGUAUGCGCGAAGAGACUUCUUACGUUGCAUACAAUUUUCAAAUUGAAAGCCGUACAGAUCGUUGAACUAAUGUACAUUCGUCGCGGUCUUAUACUCAUCAGCAAUCCUUUGGGUGGGAAGACGGAAAUUUUACACACGCUUGCCGAAACGUUGUCGUUAUUGCAUGAUGAAAAAAAUAAAAUUGGCGCCACAGUGAAACUCAAAACGGUCAUGCCAGGCGUAGUGAACAGCGACGCGCUCUUUGGAUAUUUCUGCGAUAAAUCUGGAAUGUGGAAGGACGGUUUGUGCACCACUAUAUUUCGUCGCUUUACAGAAGACACCUCGACAGACCGCAAAUGGUUGGUGUUUGACGGAGACUUGAGCGGCACGUGGAUGGAAAACUUGUACACAAUUCUCGACGAGAAUAAAAUGUUGUAUUUGACAUCUGGGGAACGAUUUCCCACGGCAGAUUCAACGUCGAUCAUCUUCGAAACGACGAGCACGAUGGAAAUUUCACCCAGCGUAAUAUCGCGAUGCGGAAUAAUCUAUAUCGACGCGCAUUCCAUUGGCUGGAGGCCAUAUGUGCUGUCUCACAUCGCGAAACCGUUUUACGAUGGAUAUAACAAAAUAUUGUACGCUCUCUUCGAUUGGGCGAUAGAUCCAUGUCUCAAUUAUUUAAGGGAAAACGGCGAUAUAUUGUUAGAUCAGGAAUUACAUCUUGUUACGUCGACCGUAAAUUUAUUUGAAAUAUUAUUAAGAGAUGCCUGUGAGGACGUCGCGGGAAAGGAAAAUCACUUUGCCAUAUGGGCACAAGCUGCUUUAAUUUUAGCUAUUGUUUGGGGACUGGGUGGAAACUUGAUCGAGGAUUCGCGAGCUCGAUUUAACGCUUUUUGUGUAUCAUUUUGGAACGGCACGGAGAAAGAGCAUCCGAAACCUGACAUGAUUAAACACUUCGACGUGACGCUGCCGAACGAGGGUUUAAUUCAAGAUAACUUCUAUAUCUUUAAAGGUGCCGGAAACUGGAAGUAUUGGGGCGAUCUGCUAAAGAACGAAAAAAUUCCCGAGAUAUGUAGCUUCAAUCAAAUUUACAUUCCAAAUAUCAACAGUAUGAAGUACAAUCAUAUAUUUUUGAAACACAUUAAAUAUCGUAAGCCUUUCCUCUUGUAUGGCGACGUUGCUGUUGGAAAGACGAGCAUCAUGCAUGAUCUUCUGAGAAACAAGCUGCCAGAAAAUUGUCUCUCCAAUUUCUUUAGUUUCACUUCCAUGAUUACGGUAACCAGAACGCAGAGAUUAUUGUUCUCCAAGUUAAACAAGAUACGACGCACUGCCUACGGACCGGGAAGAAAUCAGUUUUGCGUAAACUUCGUGGACGACGUGAAUACAAUUAUCGUGCAAAAGCCAGAGGCGCAGUCCGUAUUCGAUCUCUUACGUCAACUUCUCAGCUAUAAUUACUGUUACGACACGAACGAAUUAAAUAAGGUAUUCGUACAGGACAUUAUGUUCACGCUCGCGGUCACCGCGGGAAAGCUCGACGGAAGCGUACCUCCCAGAUUGUUGAGACACUUCAACACCUACGCGAUUCCCGCUCCUGCAUCGGAUAACAUAUUCAGAACAUAUUUUAACGUGCUGCUUGCCAAUUUGAAAAAGAAUCUGUUCGCGGCGGACGUCACGGGAAGCGUGACCAGCAUAGUGAACGCGACGGUCGACGUUUACAAGUCCGUGAUGAAGACGUUGCGGCCUGUGCCCAGCAAGCUGUACUACUACUUUGAUAUGAGGGAUGUAUCCAGAGUGAUCAGCGGAUGCGGCCUGAUCCAAAAGGAAUCGGUGGAAACGAAGAUAACGUUUAUUCGGCUGUGGGUGCACGAGGUCUUACGCGUGUUCAACGAUCGCAUGCUGGACGAGGGUGACAAGGAAUGGCUCUUCCUAAGAAUUCGCGACGCGGUGAAGAGCAACUUCAAAGACUCCUUCGAGAUCGCCUUUGAUCAUUUGCCCAAAUUCGAGAAUCAGAUCACCAAAGACAGCUUCGGCGACCUGAUGUUCGGGAAUUUCAUGGACAUGGAGAAGGACGGCAGGUGUAGACGGUACGAGGAAAUCAACUCUAUGGAAGCCCUGAGGAACAAGGUUCUAGCUUACUUGGACGAAUACAACGCCGGCUUUAAAAGAAAAAUCAACGUCGUCGUGUGUCGUUACCUGUUGGAGUCUUUGAUCAAAGUUUCAAGAAUUCUGAGCACUCCGGGCGGAAAUUUGCUAAUGAUAUCUACUGUGGGUUCCGGCAGAAAGUCCACGACCGCGCUUGCUGCCUUUAUGCAACAGCAGACCUUGUUUCAAACCACCAUCGAGUCCUAUUACGACACGGAAGCGUGGAGGGACGAAUUGAGAGCAGUCCUACGAGAAUGCGGCGCGUUACGGAAGGACGUUACGUACUUUAUAAACGAAAGACAGAUGAAAGAUGCGUUUUUAAGCGACAUCAGCUGUCUGUUAAGCACUGGCGAGUUACCUGACUUGUUCUCCACCGAAGACAGACAGAAUAUAAUCGAGAUGACGCGACUGCACGCCCAGGGAGGUGACCGAAACGCGGAGCUCAGCGCGCGUUCAGUGAUGUCCUAUUUCGUAGAUCAAUGUAAGAACAGAUUACACUUCGUGCUCUGUUUUAGUCCUACCAGCGCCGCGUUCAGAACAUACUUGUGCUCGUAUCCUAACUUAGCGAAACACUGCACGGUGAAUUGCUAUCAGAUUUGGCCCGACCAGGCGCUCCUAGAGAUCGCAGUGAAGCAUAUGAGAGACGUUAACGUGCGGGAAGAAAUUAAAGCUGAUGCAGCAAAAGUUUGUGUGCAAAUCCAUAACAGUGCGAAGGAAAUUAAUUUGAAAUAUCGCGAAAUGUUCGGUAGAAACAUUCACGUGACGUCGUCGGCCUUUUUGCACAUGCUCAAGCUGUAUAGACAGCUAACGUCGAAAAAGCAGGAAAAAAUCGUCGCGACGCGAAACAGAUAUAUAGCGGGAUUAGAGAAAUUGGAAUUGGCGGCCGAACAAGUCGAGCAGAUGAAAGCCAUUCUGACGAUUCUGAAACCUCAGUUGGAACUGUCCGCUCAACAGACCAUGAUCACUAUGAAAGAAGUGGAGAAUGAAAAUAUUACCGUGGAGCGAGCUACGAUUCUCGUGAAGCAGGAAGAGGAAAUUGCGAAUAAGAAGGCAGAGAUCGCGGGUACCCUGAGAACCGAAUGCGAGGCCGAUCUUGCCGUUGCGAUACCGAUCUUGGAAGACGCGGUAAUCGCGUUGAAUACGUUGAAGCCGACCGACAUCACUUUGGUGAAGGCGAUGAAAAAUCCCCCCGAUACCAUCAAGCUGGUGAUGGCUGCCGUUUGCGUGAUGCUGGGCGUCCCUCCGGAUCGCACUAUCGAUCCGGUUACCGGAAAGAAAUUCACGGAUUACUGGGGCCCGAGCAAGCGCAUUCUGGGCGACAUGAACUUCCUGCAGAACCUGAAGGACUACGACAAGGACGACAUAGCGCCCGCGGUAAUGCAGAUCAUCAAGAAGACGUACAUGACGGACAACAGUUUCAUGCCUCACAUAGUCGCGAAAGCGUCCAGCGCCGCCGAGGGUCUUUGCAAAUGGGUCCGCGCCAUGGAAUCCUAUGAUGAAGUGGCCAAGGUGGUCGCGCCUAAGAAGAAGAAACUGGCGGAGGCACAAAUGGAAUGCGACGAGGCCGAGGCAUUCUUGAACGAGAAACGACAGACCCUGGCCGCCUUGAACGCGAAACUGGCGGCGCUGCACGACAGUCUGCGACAAACGUUGCAGAAGAAACUGAAUCUAGAGACGGAAGUGGCGACGUGCACCGCCAAGCUGAUCAAGGCGGAGAAACUGAUCGCCAGCUUGGGAGGCGAGAAGAGCCACUGGAUGCAAUGCGCUCAUAAUCUUCAAAUAAAUUACGACAAUCUCGUGGGCGACAUGUUACUCUCGUGCGGAAUAGUGGCUUACAUGGCGCCCUACAACACCUCCUUUCGCGAUGAAAUGUUGAUUAAGUGGAAAGAAUUUAUGGAAGCUUCAAAAAUACAGUACACUAAAACGUACGAUUUCGUAAAUGUCCUCGGCGUGGAAAUCGAGAUUAAUCAUUGGCAGCUCUGCGGCUUGUCGAAUAAUCGCUUCGCGACGGAGAACGCCAUCAUUUUGAAUAAUUCGGAGCAAUGGUGCCUUUUCAUCGAUUCGCAGAAUCAGAUAAACCAAUGGAUCAAGAAAAUGGAAAAGAAAAAUGAUUUGAAAAUCGUUAAACUAACGGACCCCGAUUACAUAUCGGUAAUCGAACGAAACAUUGAAACUGGCACGCCAGUUCUGCUGGAAAACGUCGGAGAGACACUCGAAAUCGCACUGGAGCCAAUCCUGUUGAAAAAUAUUUACAAAGACGAAGACUGGUACAUCGAUAUUGGAACUAAAUCCAUGAGGUAUUCGCAAAACUUUCGAUUUUACAUCACCACGAGACUGACGAAUCCAAAUUACACGGUCGAUGUUUUCGCGAAACUCACGAUAAUCGACUUCUCAAUGCCAGAUGGAACUCUUCGGGAUAAACUUUUGGACAUCGUUAUCUCGAAGGAGAAACCGGAGCUUCAGGAGAAAUUCGAAGCGCUCCGCGUUCAAGACGCCACUAACAAGAAAGUUCUUCAACAACAAGAGGACAACAUCUUGAGCACUCUCUCGUCGACCACCACGAAUAUCCUGGAGGACGAGAAGGCGAUACAGAUCUUAGAUUCUUCCAAGAAUCUCACCGUGGACAUCAUGAGGAAGCAAGAAGCGGCCAGGACGAUGACGGAGGACAUUAACAGGUUCAGAGACGCGUACCUGCAGUUCGCCGAUCACUGCGCGGGUUUAUUCUGCACGCUGACCACGCUGUCCAAUUUGAAUUACAUGUACCGAUUUUCAUUUUCCUGGUUCAUUCAGUUGUACAUUACCUCCAUUGAGACCUCGAGCAGGAGCGUCGUUCUCGAGAAACGACUGCAGUUCCUCAAGACUUCGUUCACGAGGAAUCUUCAUUCCAGCGUCUGCAGGUCGCUCUUUGAAAAGCACAAGCUUCUGUAUUCCUUCUUGCUGUGCGUAAAAGUUUUGAUAGACGCGCAGCAGACUACGCAGAAGGAAGUUGAAUACUUCGUCUCCUCGGACUCGAGAGACUGCGAUGCGGUCGUGGACUUUCUGGACCCGAUGCCAGAUUGGUUGCCGAUGAACAAAUGGAGACAGAUUUGCAGAUUGAGCAGCGCGGUGCCGAAUUUACGCGAACUCGCAAAUGACUUUCGCGCCAACAGCGUAACCUGGCAGAAAUAUUGCAACGCGAUACCGUUUCAAAGCCAUCCGAUACCGAGUCCGUGGGCCGACAGUUUGACACGGUUUCAAAAACUGAUGCUCAUCAAAAUCGUAAGGUACGACAAGAUUGUCGUGGAAAUAAUGCGGCUGAUAGAGGACACCAUGGAGGACGUGUUCAAUUCCGACCCGCGUCUUCAGAUAUCCGAGUCCUACGCGGAGUCCAGCUGCCUCACGCCGAUUAUAUUCAUUCUGCCGAGUUACGCCUCGCCCCUGUCGCUCGUCUCCGCGUACGCAAGCGCGAGAGGAUACACCUCGAAAUUUGUCUCUCUGUCCAUGGGUGACGAACAGCAGGCCAACGCCGAGAUCCUCGUGGAGCGGGCACGCAGGGAAGGCGGAUGGAUAUUCUUGCAGAACUGCCAUCACGCCGCGUCGUGGUUACCGCGACUCGAGCGAAUCUGCGAGAACCUGAAUCUGUCCGGUACGUCUUUGGAUUUCCGUCUGUGGCUCUCCAGCUUCGCCACUCCGGACUUCCCGAUCAGCAUCUUGCAAAGCAGCGUGAAGCUCGCGUACGACUAUCCGCUUCGGCUGAAGCAGAGCUUGCUGAGAGCGUACCGGUCGGAGCCCGUAGGAAGCAAGGAAUUCUUCGAGGGAUGCCCCGGGAGAGACAAGGAGUUCUCUAAACUCCUGUACGGGCUCUGCUUCUUCCACGGAGUCGUCAGAGAGCGAAGGCACUUUGGGCCGCAAGGCUGGAACGCGCCGUACGAUUUCGAUCACAUGGAUUUCGAAAUAUCAGUUAGACAACUGCAGAGUUUAAUCAACGAAACCGAGAACGUACCGUUCGGCACGCUGCUUUAUCUGAUCGGGGAGUGUAACUACGGCGGGAAAAUCACGGAUCGCCGUGACGAAAGGUGCCUGCGACACCUGCUAGACUCCUUCUGCGACAGCCGCGUGAUCGAGAACGUGACCGAAUAUUCAUUUUCCGACUGCGUGGAGCAUUCGGUACCGCAAAGAUGCGAGUACCGCGAUAUCAUCAGGCACAUCAGCGACAUGCAACUGGACGCGUCGGCAGAGGCCUUUGCCUGCGACGAAAAUGCUCUCGUUACAAAAGACACAGCUGUUGCCAGGGAAUUCCUCGAAUCGAUAUCUCUCCUGGAUCAAAUCAGAUCGCCGGAUCACGAAGCUGUGCAGGAUCGGGCGCUGCAAGCGAUCAAUGAGAUUACCAGUAGAUUGCCCGCGUUAUUUAACAUCAGCGAGAUACAGGACAGACAUCCUACGAACUCGCGCGAGCCGUUGAACGCGAUUCUCAUCCACGAGGCUGAACUGAUCAACAAGAUUUUGUCGAUGAUCGCGGACUCCUUGAGCAAUUUAGAAUCGGCGUUGAACGGCGAGACCGUUUUGACCGAGUCUUUGGAAGAGCUGGCGAAAGAAAUAUGCAAUAACGAAGUCCCGUGCGUCUGGAGGCUGAUCGACGUCGGCAUCGCGACGAGACGUCUACCAAACUACAUCAACCUGCUCUCGAAGCGCGUAGACUUCGUGCGACGUUGGCGCAACAGCGACGAUCCGCCUUGCGUGAUCCACUUCGACGCGCUGUCUUGCUGCAAGAGAUUCCUCUCCGCGGCUCUCCUCGCGUUCUCGCGACGUCGCGGCGUGCCCGUCGAACGAGUCGCGUCGCAUCUUAGAGUGGCAAACGACGAUUCUACGUACGGCGAGGGAGACGAGGACGCUUAUUACAUUCGCGGUUUACAUCUAUCUGGCGCCCGAUGGGACACGCAGAGGCGUGCGUUGAUCGAAAGCUCGACGAACGUAUUCUGGUACGACAUGCCACCGAUAUGUCUUGUAUUCAGCGGAGAAAAGAGAGCUGAAAAGAGAGUUGAUGAUGUGUACGAGUGCCCUGUAUACAUCUCGCCGAUGCGAUGCGACGGAGCAGAUGCCGAUGCGAGUAUGAAGAACUACAUCACGAGCGUGCUCUUGGAAACUGAUAAGCCGCACGUACACUGGAUAAAACGUGGCACAGCGUUAUUCUGCCAAGUUGAGAAAUAA
Messenger RNA from Wasmannia auropunctata (little fire ant), 11676 nucleotides. Its product is annotated as dynein heavy chain 7, axonemal-like. The record is from RefSeq and is a predicted model, not a curated record. The coding region runs from base 1 to 11676 and encodes 3891 amino acids. Gene Ontology annotation, molecular function: minus-end-directed microtubule motor activity; dynein light intermediate chain binding; ATP binding. Gene Ontology annotation, cellular component: dynein complex. Lineage: Eukaryota; Metazoa; Arthropoda; Insecta; Hymenoptera; Formicidae. Gene Ontology annotation, biological process: microtubule-based movement. The transcript has a single exon.